Messenger RNA from Dermacentor andersoni, 969 nucleotides. The record is from RefSeq and is a predicted model, not a curated record. Lineage: Eukaryota; Metazoa; Arthropoda; Arachnida; Ixodida; Ixodidae.
AUGGCGCCAAGGCAGCAGAAAUCUACACCGAAUGGAGAUAAGGCGUCAACCACGAAGGUGGCCCUGCGCCGCCGGCUCCCAGUGACCGCCAUCUCCACGGCAUCUGCAAGCUCCGAAACGGUUUCGACAACGACGACGCUACAGACAAAAACGCCGGCUUCGAAAAAACCUAUCGCUACUAAGGCAAAGAAUGCAAAAAGAGAGCCUCCGAGCCGCACGGCCCAGUCCUCCUCGGGCAGCAGUGAUGGCAAGCGUAGGACCCCAAAGAAACGUCAGCCACGCAGAUCCUCGUCAUCCUCCAGAGACGGCAGAAGGGGCCGCAUCGGAAGGCACGACAGUUCCUGGGCAACUUCGUCGACCCGCAGCAGUCUGGCCACGCGCCGGUCCAGGGGCAAGUGGUCGUCGGACCCUUCGUCGAGCGGUACGUCAUUGACUUCGAGCACUUCGAGGAGCAAUGCCACGUGGCUAACUACGCCGGGGCGCCCCUCGUCGCGUUACACCACCGACGGAAGCUCGAGUGAGCGGAGGAGCUGGCGCAAUUCAAAGGUGACCUCUUCAGCCCACAUACGUGGAAACAAGCGCGGCGCUCGAAGCCAUCUGUCGGGAACCAUGUCUGACAGCGCCAGCACUGUGGCAGACGAGCGCACCUCGAAGCGCCGUCGCAAGUUGGCGGUCACUCGUCCGCUCGAAAAUCGGUCCAGCAGAGGGUCCAGCAGCGCGUCCAGCAGCACAGCCAGCGGGCGCAGUGUGAGGCACGGCAACAAGGCCGCUUGGUCCAAAAAGCCGAAGCGACGAAGCCGGUCGAGCAGCUUGUCCGACAGCGCCAGUAGCAGCACAGGCUACGAGAGCUCCCUUAAACGCGGUCGCAAGACUGCCAGCACUUUGUCCAAAAGGAAAAUCGUCACCGGGUUGGUGCCCCUAGUCCAGGGCCCCACUGAGGGUAGCUGCCGUGCGAGCACGCCUUACUAG